Molecule: messenger RNA, 1590 nt
Organism: Papaver somniferum (opium poppy)
Lineage: Eukaryota; Viridiplantae; Streptophyta; Magnoliopsida; Ranunculales; Papaveraceae
Exons: 4
Coding region: 1-1590 (529 amino acids)
Source: RefSeq, a predicted model, not a curated record
AUGGAUAAGAGUUGGGUUUAUUAUGAAAGAUCAAGUAAGGAGUUUCAUGAAGGGCUGUGUUUGUUCCUGAACUAUGCGUUUGAAAAUGGGUUUGUUACUGAAGAUAACAAAGUGAGGUGUCCAUGCAAGAAGUGUGCCAAUGUUCAUUACAAAACUAGAGAUGAGAUAUAUGAUGACUUAGUUAGCUAUGGUAUGUUAAGGAGCUAUACAAGAUGGUAUCAUCAUGGUGAAGGGUUCAGAACAACAUUUCCAUGUAACUUGGGGGCUGAAAAUACUAAUGUGGAUCAGGUUAUUAUGGAUAACAAUGGGGAAGAGGUUGGAGAUGACAUUACGAGAAUGCUGCGAGAUGCAUAUGGAAUGGAUAUGGGUGAUAUGUUGGAUGCAGAAAUGAGUGGGAUGCCAAGUGAUAGUUCAGCUGCGCAAUUUUAUAAGUUGCUAGAAGAUUCAAAGAAGCCGUUAUACCCUGGAUGUGAUAAGAUGUCGAUGAUGAUGUCUGACAAGUCAUUUAAAGAGAUGCUUCAACUCAUGAGAGAAUCAUUUCCAGAAGGGUGCACAUUGCCGGAAAAUUUCACACAGUGUAAGAAGGUACUAUCAGAUUUGGGAUUGUCUUACGUUAAAAUUGAUGCGUGUCCCAAUGAUUGUAUGUUGUACUAUAAAGAGACUGCGGAUCUUGAAUCUUGUAAGGUUUGUACAGCUUCUUGUUACAAAGAUGGAAGAUUAAAAACGCCAGCUAAAAUACUUCGUCACUUUCCUUUAAAGCCUCGGCUACAACGGUUGUUCAUGUGUUCUAAGACUGCAGGAGAUAUGAGAUGGCAUCAUGAAGGGCGUACAAAAGAUGGGGUAUUGAGACAUCCAUCUGAUUCCGAAGCUUGGAGGCAUUUUGAUGAGAUGAAUCCAACUUUUAAGGCAGAUCCAAGGAAUAUCAGAUUAGGUUUGUCAACUGAUGGGUUUAGUCCAUAUAGUUCAAUGAGAAAUCCGCAUAGCACAUGGCUUGUGGUUCUGUUACCCUAUAACUUACCACCAUGGUUAUGCAUGAAACAACCUAACAUGAUAUUGUCUUUGCUUAUACCAGGCCCGCAUAGUCCAGGUAACGACAUUGAUGUGUAUUUGAGACCAUUAAUAGAUGAGCUGAAGGAAUUAUGGGAGGAAGGGGUGGACACAUAUGAUUCCUCACGAAAUGAAAUGUUCAAUCUGAAAGCGGGAUUACUAUGGACUAUAAGUGAUUAUCCUGGACUUGCAAUGCUCUCUAGAUGGAGUAAUAAAGGUUUCGCACCACACUUAAGAAAGAUUUUGAUGGGGAAGGUAGAACUUAGCCCACGUCCAAACCCAUUGUUAGGGCCAGAUAUCUUGAGCUUGCUGAAAGACAUUCCACACACAUUUGGGAAACAGUUCGAGGAGAAUUUGAGGGGAGAUCAUCCACGCAAGAGAAAAUCACGAGGAUCAUGUAGAGUCGCAAAUAAUAUGCCAAGCAAUUGGAAGAAAUUGAGUAUCUUUUAUGAACUUCCAUACUGGCUUAAUAAUCUUCUCAAACAUAACAUAGAUGUGAUGCACACUGCAAAAUUGUAUGUGAUAGUGUUCUGGGUACAAUAA